GCGCCUGCCCUGCUGGGUGCUGCGGAUCCGGGCUGCGCUCUCACCCUCCCGCUCCCUCCAACAAGAUGCCUCCCAAAAAAGGAGGAGAUGGAAUUAAACCACAUCCUAUCAUUGGACGAUUUGGGACCUCAUUGAAAAUUGGUAUUGUUGGAUUGCCAAACGUUGGGAAAUCCACCUUCUUCAAUGUCCUAACAAAGAGUCAGGCAGCCGCAGAAAACUUUCCUUUUUGCACAAUUGAUCCCAAUGAGAGUCGAGUACCUGUACCAGAUGAUAGAUUUGAUUUCCUGUGUCAGUACCACAAGCCUCCAAGCAAAAUUCCAGCCUUUCUGAAUGUAGUGGAUAUUGCCGGUCUCGUGAAAGGAGCUCAUGCUGGCCAAGGGCUAGGAAAUGCUUUUUUGUCUCAUAUUAGUGCCUGCGAUGGAAUCUUUCACCUGAUGAGGUCAUUUGAAGAUGAUGACAUCACUCACGUUGAAGGAAGCGUAGAUCCUGUUCGAGACAUAGAAAUAAUUCACGAAGAACUUCGUCUUAAAGAUGAGGAAAUGAUUAUGCCAAUUAUAGACAAAUUAGAGAAGGUGGCCGUGAGAGGAGGAGACAAAAAAUUAAAACCUGAAUACGACAUAAUGUGCAAAAUCAAAACCUGGGUUAUAGAUGAAAAGAAACCUGUCCGCUUCUAUCAUGAUUGGAAUGACAAAGAGAUUGAAGUGUUGAAUAAACACUUGUUUCUGACUUCAAAACCAAUGAUCUACUUGGUUAACCUUUCAGAAAAGGAUUACAUAAGAAAGAAAAACAAAUGGUUGAUAAAAAUUAAAGAGUGGGUGGACAAGUAUGACCCAGGUGCCUUGGUCAUUCCUUUUAGUGGGGCCUUGGAACUCAAGUUGCAAGAAAUGAGUGCUGAGGAGAAACAGAAGUAUCUGGAAGAGAACAUGACACAAAGUGCUUUGCCAAAGAUCAUUAAGGCUGGCUAUGCAGCACUCCAACUAGAAUACUUUUUCACUGCAGGCCCAGAUGAAGUGCGUGCAUGGACCAUCAGGAAAGGGACGAAAGCUCCCCAGGCCGCAGGAAAGAUCCACACAGAUUUUGAAAAGGGAUUUAUCAUGGCUGAAGUGAUGAAAUAUGAAGAUUUUAAAGAAGAAGGUUCUGAAACUGCAGUUAAGGCUGCUGGGAAAUACAGACAACAAGGCAGAAAUUACAUAGUUGAAGAUGGAGAUAUUAUCUUCUUUAAAUUUAAUACACCUCAACAACCCAAGAAGAAAUGAAUUUUAGGUAAUUCUCAUUGCUCAGAAUAAAAAAAGAAUUACUGUAAGAAGACAUGUGGAUUUUUAAAAAAUGAAAACAAAAAAAACCCCCCACAAAAAACCAUCAAGGGUGUAUAUAUAUAUAUAUGUAUAUAUAAUAUAUAUAUACAUAUAUAUAUAUAUAAAAUCUUCCCUCAAAUGAAAAUAAAUUGCUCUUAUUUGUUUUGAAUUAAAAUAUAGCACCGCCACCGAACGUGCAAGUUCUGAAAAUGUGAACAGCUUUGCUUUUUAAACGAUUAAGACCCUACUCCAAAUUGUGGAAGCUUUUCAGGAACCAUAUUACUCUCAUGAUACUUCAUUAAUCUCCAUCAUGUAUGCCAAGCCUGACACAUUUGACAGUGAGGACAAUGUGGCUUGCUCCUUUUUGAAUCUACAGAUAAUGCAUGUUUUACAGUACUCCAGAUGUCUACACUCAAUAAAACAUUUGACAAAACCA
Molecule: messenger RNA, 1731 nt
Organism: Tachyglossus aculeatus (Australian echidna)
Lineage: Eukaryota; Metazoa; Chordata; Mammalia; Monotremata; Tachyglossidae
Gene: OLA1
Product: Obg like ATPase 1
Exons: 11
Coding region: 66-1256 (396 amino acids)
Cellular component (GO): cytoplasm
Molecular function (GO): ATP binding; GTP binding; ATP hydrolysis activity
Source: RefSeq, a predicted model, not a curated record